AUGCUAUUUCUCUGUCUCAGAAUGCUUCAAAGAGGCUUUGCUGAUAACGAAAAAGAUGGAGGGCCCCACUUUGCUGAAGUGUUUGUAAUUGUCUGGUUUGGUGCAGUUACAAUCACCCUCAACUCAAAGCUUCUAGGAGGAAACAUAUCUUUUUUUCAGAGCCUCUGUGUGCUGGGUUACUGUAUACUUCCUUUGACAGUAGCAAUGCUUGUUUGCCGGCUGGUACUUUUGGCUGAGCCAGGACAAAUAAACUUCAUGGUCCGGCUUUUUGUGGUGACCGUGAUGUUUGCCUGGUCUAUCAUAGCUUCUACAGCUUUUCUUGCUGAUAGCCAACCUCCAAACUGUAAGGCCCUGGCUGUUUAUCCUGUGUUCUUGUUCUAUUUUGUCAUCAGUUGGAUGAUUCUCACCUUUACUCCUCAGUAAACCAGGAGUUAAACCAUGAAUUGACAGCUCAUCUGAAUGUUGCAGUUCACCAUAGAGUUUUGCCUCUGGUCC
Molecule: messenger RNA, 495 nt
Organism: Choloepus didactylus (southern two-toed sloth)
Lineage: Eukaryota; Metazoa; Chordata; Mammalia; Pilosa; Megalonychidae
Gene: YIPF6
Product: Yip1 domain family member 6
Exons: 3
Coding region: 1-423 (140 amino acids)
Biological process (GO): endoplasmic reticulum to Golgi vesicle-mediated transport
Cellular component (GO): trans-Golgi network; membrane
Source: RefSeq, a predicted model, not a curated record